CAGCGGCGCUGUUUAAACGGCCCGCCGGAUGUUGGUGAAGCUCUCGGAUGGCUCCGACCUUGCUGACUGCGGGCAGGACUUCAGUCACUUCACCACACCGUGACCAUUAAACCCGGGUCUCCACACCGGGGCCAUUAAACCGGUCCGGUCCUGAUUCUGUAGAUGAACCAAUGCUGAAAGUGGUGAGGAGCGCGUGUGCAGGUCUGCUGAGCAGAUCAGCGGACUGUUCAGCUGUCCUGCAGCAUCACUUAAAAGUCCUCUCAGCUGGACUGAAGACGUACGAGCUGCCUCCAGACUACAGUGAUGUGGUUCUUCCAGAUAAGCCAAAGCUCAAAUUCCUCAAUAAAGUUCCUAAUUUGAAAAAGGCCAAGAAGGAGAUGAAGAGGCUACGUGACAUCCAGGGGCCAACUAAAGGUGCUAACACAUUUACGACUGGACAGUAUGCAAUUGUGGCCAUGGGUGGAGGCUAUCUACAGUGGGGACAUAUGGAGAUGAUGAGGCUCACCAUUAAUCGGCGUUUAGACCCGAGGACCACUUUUGCUCGUUGGCGCAUCAAUGCCCCAUAUAAGCCCCUUACCCGUAAGGGCUUGGGCCAGCGGAUGGGCGGAGGCAAAGGAGCCAUUGACUUCUAUGUUACUCCAGUAAAGAGUGGCCGAUUAAUAGUGGAGGUUGGAGGCCACAUUGAACUCGGCGAGGUGGAAUCGGUGCUUAAAGAAGUGGCAAAGAAACUGCCUUUCCCAGCAAAGGUGAUGAGCAGAGAAAGUCUGGCUGCCAUGCAGCAAGAGCAAGCUGAGAAAGAGGCCAACAACCAGAACCCCUGGACCUUCCAAAGAAUAGCCAGAUCCAACAUGCUGGGCAUCCGGAAGGUCAUUAGCCCCUUUGACCUCCACAACCAUGGUCGCUACACCGGAAAGUUCUUUAACCCAGCCAGGGUCUGAGCUGAUGCAAAAGCUGACAGUGGUUAACGAAAAGUGUGAGAAUUGUGCAGAAGCUUUUUUUUCUCAUGCUGUAUCACAGGAUGCUGUCACAGCAAGCAUGGUUGAUGUGGGUUUUGAGUGUGUAAGAUUGUAAUCACACCCUCUUUGAGAUAUUUUUUAGGUGAUCAGAUAACCCGUUAGGAGCUUCUAAAGUAAACAUUAUUUGAGUUAUUUAAGGCAAAGAACAUUACUUCAUUGUUGAUGACAGCAAGAUCUCAUUGUUUUUUCCUGUAACAUGCAAGCAUUUUUGAGUAGGAGACUCAAUAAAGUCAGAAAAGACUGAAGGGGGUGAAGGCAGUUUGUAGGUUGUUUGUACUGUAUUACCACGACAUUGUGUUGUAUCUGACACAUCAGUAAAAUCAUAAAAGUACUUCUACUGCAGUUCCUUUGCGAAGUGCAGAAAAUGUGAUGAUGCAUAUUACCAGAAACGAAUAUUGGGCAAUUGCUUGUGGCCCCCAGGAAACAGAUGUCAAAGUUUGUCCAAACCUGUCAUGUUGCACAGAAAACAUUGUCUGUUCUGGCCACUAUUGUGAGCUGAAUUAGAUGUGUAUUUCGGUAUGUGCACUGAUGUAAAAUUAUAAAAAUCUGCAAUUAAACAGUCACUUAUCAUACAAAGGAAA
Colossoma macropomum (tambaqui) is the source of this 1597-nucleotide messenger RNA. It is a transcript of the gene mrpl16, whose product is annotated as mitochondrial ribosomal protein L16. Gene Ontology annotation, biological process: mitochondrial translation. Bases 171 to 938 code for a protein of 255 amino acids. Gene Ontology annotation, molecular function: rRNA binding; structural constituent of ribosome. The record is from RefSeq and is a predicted model, not a curated record. The transcript is spliced from 5 exons. NCBI's taxonomy places the organism in Eukaryota, Metazoa, Chordata, Actinopteri, Characiformes, Serrasalmidae. Gene Ontology annotation, cellular component: mitochondrial large ribosomal subunit; ribosome.